Molecule: messenger RNA, 1965 nt
Organism: Cladophialophora psammophila CBS 110553
Lineage: Eukaryota; Fungi; Ascomycota; Eurotiomycetes; Chaetothyriales; Herpotrichiellaceae
Exons: 1
Coding region: 1-1965 (654 amino acids)
Cellular component (GO): cytoplasm; nucleus
Molecular function (GO): heat shock protein binding
Source: RefSeq, a predicted model, not a curated record
AUGGCUUCACCCGUUCCACCAGAUCCCUAUGUGGCCUUGGGUGUCUCCAAAGAUGCUGAUAUUUCGGCUAUCCGCGCCGCUCACCGGAAACUCGCCCUCAAAUACCACCCGGAUCGGAUAAAGGACGAAGCUCUGCGAGAGAAAGGCAAAGAUGAAUUUCAAAAGAUCCAGCAGGCCUAUGAGAUUCUCUCCGACCCUGCCCGCAGGCAACGGUAUGAUGACCAGGUGCGGUUAGCUGAGCUUCUGAAAGAGACGAUGAUGAGAGAGCCCCCACCGUCAACCAACACUCGUACCUAUCCCACAAGAUCUGCACCGCAGGCUGCGACAUCCCAACCUCGCGAGUACAAUGACCCAGGCAACUACUUUGAAGAGGUCCGCCAACCUCGCGAUGCCUAUGAUUACCGAGACCUGUAUGAUGAGCAACCUCCACGCACAACCUCGCGAAAGUACCCCGACUUUGAAAGACGCACCGCUCCACCUCCCAAGGCGUCCGAGAAAUCCAGAAAGCCGACGGGCGUCUGGCCUGCGGCAAUGGCAGCUGGCAAAUUCAAGGCUCAAGCGGAGAAGAUCAGGAAUAGCAAAGCAGACGAAAAGAGAAACGACAAGGAGAAGAGGCGCGAAAGAACCGACAAGGCACAGACGAGAAGACAAGCCAACUUUGAAGGUACCGACAGCGACUCCGACGACCACCCGGAAAUUCGUCCUUCGAUGAAAUCGUCUCGCUCCAGGACCACCUCGGCUUUCGAUCGUCCUUCAGAGAGACCGAGAACGUCCCCACGGACCGAGCGGCCUCGCGACUUUGAUGAGGAGAGCUUUGAUGAGAAAUGGGAAAGACACCACGAAGAGAGCAAGGCCUAUAUGGCCAAGGCAACAAAUCGCCCCAGCCUGGAUCGGAACGGAUCAGAUGCUUAUCAGUACUGGAUCGGAGAGUCGAGGGGGGGUGGUGGUGGCCGCAAGAGUGGUUCAGACAAUGAAAAGAGACCUGGCUCGUCCAAGGGGCGGCGAACAUACACCGACGACUACUUUGCACCACCUUUCACCAAGGCUACAUCCUCUCCGUCCAACCUCCGAGCUCAUGUCGAAGAGCGCGCCCCACCGAGACCCACGACACGGGAGCGUGAAAGGGGGGAACGUGAACGGGAUCAUGACCGAGAGCGCGACCGCGAGCGGGAAAGGGAGCGAGAUCGUGGUGACCCCCGACGAGCGGCACCUCCUGGUCUGCAUCGUUCUCAGACUACACCAGCGCCCAAAGUAUCGUCGUCAUCGAGAAAAGACACUGCGCCCGCCAAAGGCUCCAACUUGAAGCACGGCGAGACCAAUGUGCAUGACUCUGGAUAUGGCAGCAGCUCCAGUCCGCACACACCCGAGAUGCGGGAAGAGAGCCCGCCAAGAUCUGGCAAGCCCCGAUAUCAAUCGACAACAUCAACCAAGUAUCAGAUCGUGGAUCAGGACCUUGACGCCGACGAAUACGGAAGGACUCCUCGCGUACGGGAGGUCUACGGCGACGAUCGUUCUCACCGACGAUAUCACCGUAGCCCAGAGUCCAUUGUUGUCGAGCCAUCACGGGAACCCGAUCGCCGAAAGGAAAGACCGGAGCGUCCUCGGGUUGACACCAACAAAAAAUCCUCUCGUGGCGCAUCUUUGAUGCAGGACUUUAUUCCCCCCUCUCCUACCGCCCGACGAAGCGAGUCCGCACGAUACGAGGAGAGACCAUCGCCGCGCUCUCCCCGCGACACGCCACCCAUCUCGCGCAACAACAGUGGUCGUGAAAAGGCAUUUGCAGAGUCUCCCGAGGAACGAGAGUCCUCGAGGUACACCCGGCCAUAUCCUGCGGACAAGGUCCACAUCACCCCUCGUCGAGAACCACAGUAUUCGCAGUACGAGUAUCGCGAACCCAACGAUCGAUCUCAGUUCCGUGAAGCGCCCCGAAUGGCACCUCGGCGGCCUUCGGUAAACGCCUAUUAA